AUACCCGGAGCACCUCAGGAAGGGCGGGGGGGAUGGUAGCUUCCGUUUCGAUCACUGCUUUGAACUGCUCGCCAGCCCCCACCCCCUCGUGGUCACCACCUUCCUGAAAUCGCCAUCUCGGAUUUUUUGCGUGGACUGCUGGUUUGAGUUUUCAAAAUUUGCGGAACGCGUUUUCAGUGGGAGAGGGUAUUCUUUGAUGGAGUAGUUGACAAUUUGGGGAUUUAGUUGAGCAGUAAUGGUGGAGGUUUGAGUGUAGGGGACGGUAUUUUUAGAGAGAAAAAAGGUUACUUGGUAAGGCGGAGAGAGUUUUACGUUGCCACUGUUGCCAAGGGAUUUGACGCUGUUGUCGGUUGCGGAGUUUGGAGUCCGCGUGAUCACGGGCUUUUGUUGUUGAUGAUGAUGAGAAUGAAGGGGAAUUGUUUUAUGGUGUGGAUCUUCGUGUUUUUAGCGUGAAGGGACGGUUUGUGGUGUGGUGUGGUGGUUUUGGGACGGUUUGGAGUCACAGGGAUUUGAAUUUUGAGAGAGAGGCAGGUGGAGGACGUAUUGUGAUGGUGGUGUGUGAUUGAAUGACUGGAGUGGAUUUUUCUCAAGGGAUUUUGGGGGUGUUUUUGGUGAGUAAGAGUAGGAGGAGGGAGAGGUAGAGGGCGCCCGUUGGUAGAGAGAAGAAUUUGGGUGCUGCUGCGUGAACCAGUGAAUUCUUACUCGGCUACUCGGCGCACAAUUGGUCUCUGAUUGGAAUCUUAUUGACGUCUGAUUUCUUUGGAGUAGUUCAUGACCAGCAGGAUCAUGUGACGAGGUUUGACAAUUUAGCUUUUCAGUUCAAUUGGUCCCACAGUCUACCCAGUAGAGGUUUUAGGGCGAAGGAAAGAAGGAUUUGUGGUUUAAGGGGCUCAGAAACACUUUGUAGUGUCUACGAGUGUUAAAGCCUUGCUUGAAUUUUCUUAAAACUCCGAGGCGUGAGUUUGUUUGUGACUUCAGCUGAUGUUACACAUUUGAGAACAAGCGAAGAAAGGCAAGCCGUUCAAGAUGAUUGGAUCUUUCGUUACACGGGGACUAAUCAUGGCAGUUGGAUACGUUUACCCAGCUUAUGAAUGUUACAAGAUAGUGGAGAGACCGAUGCCAGACCUAGAGCACUUGCGAUUCUGGUGCCAAUAUUGGAUGAUAAUUGCUGUGGUGACUGUUAUUGAAAGGUUGGCAGACAUUGUUGUUUCAUGGGUGCCCAUGUACAGUGAGGCAAAGCUGGCCUUUAUCAUUUACCUUUGGUACCCCAAGACCAUGGGGACAACCUAUGUUUACUCGACGCUUUUAAGACCGUUCGUGGUCCAAUAUGAAUCAGAAAUUGACCACAACUUGAAUGAAGUAAGGACCAGAGCAGGUGAUAUUGCCCUUCUCUGGUGGCAGAAAGGGUCAAUGUAUGCACAGGCCCGAUUUUAUGAGCUGCUUCAAUUUCUAGCAUCUCAGUCGAAUAAAGUCCAGCAAAACCCGUCCGGAGCUCCAUCGCGAACUCCUGCCCAAGGAUUAUCCCGGGGGCUCCCUCAGGGUGUUCCUCAAUCGUAUCCUCCACCAGGAGCUUCAGGUUCUGAGACUGCUCCCUAUCCUCCUCAAGAGGCUCAAGCUGGCCAGGGUCAGUACCCGCCUCCACCGUCUAGUUCCGCUGGAGCACAUAUCCGACGUCAGUCAGGGUCUCGGGGUGUACCGGUAGGAGAUUCAGAUCAUGGUGUUGUCGAAAAACAUUCAGAGAAGCGCACUAGUUACCGACUUGAGGACCGAUCAGGUACAUCAGUCGGAGGGCAAAAUCCGCCUCCACGAGUUCAAAACACAAAGACGCGCCCACAGACUGAUAGUCCGUGGAGUAUUUCGGCCUGGAUACCGUCGUUGCUUGGAACUACCCCUUCGAAGAAGGUCGAUUGAUGUUCUUCUCGUCGCUUCUACGGGAGUGUCAUCUGCUCCCUAGCCUUCACCCUUCCAAUUGAUGAAGCUGAGCAUUGCUUAUGCACAGUUUGUAGUAGAACUAUCAUGCCGACAUUCACUUUUAUAUCCGUAUAAGUAGUUCGAUCCUGGCUGGUAGGUUUUAAAUAGCCCAGCUAGAAGUUUGGGAGUCACAAAACUUGGUGGCGUUGAUUGGUGGUGCAAUGUGUGUAUCACGAUGGAUUUCACCAGAUGUGUCAAUUUAGAUCUCCCGUUAAUUAGAACUUUUGAAAUGAAGUAAGAUUUAUUUUUCUCGCCCGUUUCAA
This is a messenger RNA of Physcomitrium patens, 2234 nucleotides long. RefSeq names its product HVA22-like protein i. NCBI's taxonomy places the organism in Eukaryota, Viridiplantae, Streptophyta, Bryopsida, Funariales, Funariaceae. The record is from RefSeq and is a predicted model, not a curated record.